Chrysochloris asiatica (Cape golden mole) is the source of this 300-nucleotide messenger RNA. It is a transcript of the gene BST2, whose product is annotated as bone marrow stromal cell antigen 2. Gene Ontology annotation, biological process: innate immune response; defense response to virus. Gene Ontology annotation, molecular function: metalloendopeptidase inhibitor activity. The record is from RefSeq and is a predicted model, not a curated record. Gene Ontology annotation, cellular component: cell surface; Golgi apparatus. The transcript has 2 exons. Bases 1 to 300 code for a protein of 99 amino acids. Lineage: Eukaryota; Metazoa; Chordata; Mammalia; Afrosoricida; Chrysochloridae.
AUGGAUGAAGAAUUGGAAGACAGAAAGUGUAUCAGCACGAAGCUGUUAUGCAGAGUUCUGAUAGUUCUUCUGGUGGCCAUGGUGGUCUUAAUAGUGUUCCUGAUCUUCUUUGCAGUUAUUGCCAACAGCAGCGCCUGCAAGGAUGGCCUAGCAGCCCAGCAAAAAUGUCAAAACACUACCCAGCUCCUGCAACACCAGCUGACCCAGGCCCAAGAGAGCUUCCGGGGGGCCGAGGCCCAGGCAGUUUCCUGCAAACGGACUGUGAUCACCACCCUGGAGGACCCCUCCCCUGUCAACUAA